This is a messenger RNA of Thrips palmi, 1421 nucleotides long. RefSeq names its product cyclin-dependent kinase 7 (gene Cdk7). Lineage: Eukaryota; Metazoa; Arthropoda; Insecta; Thysanoptera; Thripidae. Gene Ontology annotation, biological process: positive regulation of transcription by RNA polymerase II; protein phosphorylation. The record is from RefSeq and is a predicted model, not a curated record. The transcript is spliced from 9 exons. Bases 126 to 1145 code for a protein of 339 amino acids. Gene Ontology annotation, cellular component: cytoplasm; transcription factor TFIIK complex; nucleus. Gene Ontology annotation, molecular function: cyclin-dependent protein serine/threonine kinase activity; RNA polymerase II CTD heptapeptide repeat kinase activity; ATP binding.
AGUUUCUCAUACCGCACAGUUAUGGAGCAAGAAGUCAAAAUCCCGCACGCAUCGCGGUCAGCUGCUAAGAGAUAAAUUUGGGGAAUUUGGUUGAAAGGUUCUUUUUUACACGAUUUUUCAUUAAAAUGGAGGACAGGUUAAGAAGAUACGAAAAAAUCGAAUUUCUCGGGGAAGGACAGUUCGCCACUGUCUACAAGGCAAGAGACACUCAAACAGAGAAUAUAGUAGCUGUGAAAAAGAUAAAAGUUGGAAGCAGAGCUGAGGCGAAGGAUGGCAUAAAUCGUACUGCUCUACGAGAAAUAAAAUUGCUUCAAGAAUUGCACCAUCCCAAUAUCAUAGGCCUGCUGGAUGUUUUUGGUCACAUGUCAAAUGUUUCACUAGUUUUUGAUUUUAUGGAUUUUGAUAUGGAAGUAGUAAUAAAAGAUACAAACAUUGUACUGACCCCCGCCAACAUAAAAUCAUAUGUUUUGCAAACCUUGCAGGGUUUGGAAUACUUACAUAAUAAUUGGGUAUUACAUAGGGAUCUGAAACCUAAUAACCUACUUGUUAAUAGUGACGGUGUUCUUAAAAUAGGUGAUUUUGGCUUGGCUAAAUUUUUUGGUUCACCCAACAGAGUUUAUACUCAUCAAGUUGUUACAAGAUGGUACAGAGCUCCUGAACUUCUAUAUGGAGCCCGAAUGUAUGGGACUAGUGUUGACAUGUGGGCUGUUGGUUGUAUUCUUGCGGAACUACUUCUUCGUGUCCCAUUUCUUCCCGGUGAAACUGAUCUUGAUCAAUUGACCAGAAUCUUCCAAGUUAUGGGUACACCCACAGAAGAGACUUGGCCGGGUUUAACAUCACUUCAAGACUAUAUUCAAUUCAAGCCCAUGCCAAGUCAGCCACUGAGAAAUAUUUUCUCAGCUGCUGGGGAUGAUCUAUUAGAUCUUAUAACCAGCCUGUUAAUGGUAAAUCCCUUGGCACGUUGCACAUGUGAACAAGCUUUAAAGAUGCCCUACUUUAGCAACAAACCAGCACCAACCCCAGGACCACAAUUGCCAGUUCCUACCUCAUUGAAUGGAAGGAAACAAGACGAAAGGCCAAGUCUGAAGAGGAAGCUGUUAGAUGCUGUAGACGGCGGUUCUUUGGCAAAAAAACUAAUUUUUUAGUAGAAGUCUUCAAAUUAGAUGUGUCCCCAAGAAGUGUCAUCUAGUCUCACCACUGGGGAAAGGAUGAGAACUCAGCAAUGAAUUGAAAACAGUGGACUUAGAGCUGUGAUUUUUUUUUCUUUUUGUUCAAGCAGAUUAGACCUAUCUGUUCCUGUACAUUUAAGUGUUCAUUAGUUUUUGUUGUUGUUGUUUUUUCCUGUACAAAAUGUAAGCACAAUCAAAUGUCAUUCAUUUCAGUCACUACUUUACAUUUUUUUAAAAUUUACAAAUGUAAUA